This is a messenger RNA of Neltuma alba, 375 nucleotides long. RefSeq lists its product as uncharacterized. The record is from RefSeq and is a predicted model, not a curated record. NCBI's taxonomy places the organism in Eukaryota, Viridiplantae, Streptophyta, Magnoliopsida, Fabales, Fabaceae. The coding region runs from base 1 to 375 and encodes 124 amino acids. The transcript has a single exon.
AUGAGGCAAGACAAACAAUCUGUGCCAACCUUCUUCAACAAACUCAAAGGUUUCUGGGAUGAAAUUGACUCCAUUGCACCAUGGUUGAAGUGUUCAUGUGGAGGCUGCACGUGUAACAUACAGGAGCAACUGGUCGAGAUGAAGGAAAGGGAACACCUUUAUGACUUUCUCAUGGCGUUGGAGGAUGGCUAUACAACCAUAAAGACCCAAAUCCUCAACAUGAAGCCCUUGCCAAGACUUGGAGUUUCCUGCCAUUUAGUAGCUAAAGAUGAACAGCAAAAAAGACAGAUUUCGGCCAUGCAUAAACCCAUGAUGGAGGCCGCUGCAUUUCAUGUUCAGAGUGAUUGUACUGAUCGCAAGAAAGAUAGACCAUGA